AUGAACAAACAUUUCCGGACCCCUCUUCACGCCUUUAUAAAACGCAAAGGUUUGACAGAUGAGAAUAGAAAAGGGUGGAUGGCCAUCCUUCAGAUUCUUUUAGAAGCCGGAGCCGAAGUAAACGUGAAGGAUCUCUAUGGAAACUCCCCGUUGCAUGUUGCCUGCACCAUGAGAGACAUUCCGCUAAUUGAGCAGUUACUUGAGAGAGGAGCGGAGUUGGAUUGCCUCAAUUUCGAAUGGGAAACACCCUUUGAGGUGUUGCGGAAGCAAUAUGGGCCGCUCACUUCCGAAGAACUAGAGUUUGCGAAGCAGAAGACGGGCAGUCUGCAGACAGCAACUGCGAAGGAUAAGGCAGGCGCCCCAAAGCGACCAUCUCAGGAAACCUGCGACACAGAAGCCAGAAAUGUCUGUGAUAGCUUCCCAAUCUAUCUCCGCUACCAGGUGGUUUCCACCGACGGUGUAGCCGUGUCAUGGGUACCGACAGAUUACAAGGCCUCCCAUGCUCUGUACCGCGCGCCGGUUUCGGACGCCGGUGGCGAACCGCCUGAGAACCAGAAUAAGCAUUUCUUGGAAUCUUGGAAGGAACGCUUCAUGAAAAUGGUAGAUACAGAUGUGAUUCCUGAGGUGAUCCAGCCUCAGGCGGAAAACGUGGAAGUGGCCUCAACCGAGGAUAAACCUGCUACGCGGGCAGACGGGAUCACUGCCAAUAGCGAGCCCAAUGAAGAGGCACGGGAGCUCAAAAGUGAGAUUGGGAGGAAGGCGUGGAGAUGGAUCAACUUUCCGUCAAAUAAUAUGACGUGGAUCAGGGACUUCAUAGUAAACAAUGUCAAGGGCCCAGGAGAGACCCGGUACGACGCAGAAGUUGAUGCCCGGACAUGGCAAUUCUGGGAGAGCAGCAUUAAAAUUCGCGAAACAAAAGAUUCCACUUUCCGGGUCCGGGAACCUCAUGUACUGGUCAGCAAAGGGGAAGGGGAUUCCAUCCCGACAUCCCAGGAGGGUAGUAGUAAUCUAAUGGAUCUCCCGUGGGACACGGCGCCAGUUUAUACACCGCCUAAAAGCCUGAUAUCAAUAGUGGUACCUUUCUUGGAUAUCGAGACUGGAGAUGAGACUCGACUCCGGGGUGGCCGUAAAGCGCCGUAUUUGGAGAGGUUCGAAGAGCUUGAGCGAGCCUAUCCCCUUUUACCGGGAAGCAGGGAGUACAGCAGGUACAGAGCUUGGAUCAAACUGCCAACAACCGACGACAGGAGAUAUCGCCACUCCAAUCAACGAAAGGCCAAGUCGUUUACAGGUGGUCAUUAA
Parascedosporium putredinis is the source of this 1299-nucleotide messenger RNA. Lineage: Eukaryota; Fungi; Ascomycota; Sordariomycetes; Microascales; Microascaceae. The record is from the annotation of a GenBank genome assembly.